Messenger RNA from Drosophila rhopaloa, 1414 nucleotides. Its product is annotated as trypsin alpha-3. Gene Ontology annotation, molecular function: serine-type endopeptidase activity. Lineage: Eukaryota; Metazoa; Arthropoda; Insecta; Diptera; Drosophilidae. The transcript has 3 exons. Gene Ontology annotation, biological process: proteolysis. The record is from RefSeq and is a predicted model, not a curated record. The coding region runs from base 203 to 1105 and encodes 300 amino acids.
AGCUAGUUCCCAAUAAUGAAGUUUGUGUGAGAUCUGCGCCUAAUAUGUUUAUGUUAGCCUUAUCGAACUGAUAGCAAACGCGCUGAUUGCCAAUUGUUAGUCUUGUCUCGCUGCUCCCAGCUUCGAGACUUCGGUUCCGACUGCGGUUCUUCAGUCAGUUUCGUGCGCUGACACAACUCCGUUCCCACUUACCUGAUUUGCGAUGACUCGGCGGAGCUGGUUGCUGGGCUGGACCUGCAUUACUUUCUGGAUGCUCUCCUGUAGGACGGAGCUAAUUGGGCUACAAAAUGAUCUUCAGCAGCAGCCGCGCAUUAUCAAUGGAAGCGUGGCCAGGGCGGACGAAACACGCCACCUGGUCUCCAUUCGCCUCCUGAGGCACGACAAUAACUUCGGCAGUGGCCACAUCUGCGGUGGGGCGCUGAUCGCGCCCAGGAAAGUCCUGACCGCGGCCCAUUGUCUGUAUAACAACCAGAGGAAGCGCUAUCGGCGGGCCAGUGAGUUUGUCGUGGUCUUAGGCACCCUGAACCGCUUUGAACGCCGCAAUGGGACCAUCGUGUCCCAGGUAAGCUCCAUGGCCUAUAUGCACACCUUUAGCCCGGACAGCAUGCGCGACGACGUGGGCAUCCUCUUCCUCCGCACCGGGCUGCUCUCCGACGGCGUCCACCUCACCGUGGCGCCCAUCCAGCUGGCGGGACAGGUCACGCCCUCCGGCAGGCUGUGCCAGGUGGCUGGUUGGGGACGGACGGAGCAGAGUUCUCUUUCCAACAUCCUGCUGACCGCCAACGUGAGCACCAUCCGGCUGCAGACUUGCCGGAUGAUUUACAAGUCCGGCCUGCUUCCGGGAAUGAUGUGCGCCGGGCGGUUGCAGGGCGGCACUGACUCCUGCCAGGGCGACUCGGGCGGUCCGUUGGUGCACGAGGGCCGACUCGUGGGAGUGGUUUCCUGGGGCUACGGAUGCGCGGAACCGGGCUUACCAGGCGUCUACGUGGACGUCCAGUACUACCGCCAGUGGAUCGAGGAACGCAGUGGGGCUCCGAGCUGCAGUCUAUCCUCCAGCCUGCUUAUACUGAUGCUGUGCUUUGUGGUCGCAGUCGGAAACCCCUAAGUUCGGGAUUAGUUGUAAUGCUGUAUACCUUAACUAAGUGUUUAUUAAUACUUUUGCUCUGAAUCUGUUCUUAUUAUAUAACAAUAUAACACUAAGUCACAGCAUAGAAUGUCCAAAAAUAAUAUCAUACGAACUAUACUAUAUAACUACAUAACUUCCGAACUAGUGAUUUAAAGAUAUUUCUCUUAAGAUAUUCUAGUGUAUGCACAACUAGUACAUACCAAGCUGCGGAGUUUCACAAGAUUCGGGUAAUUGUAACGACAUCGCGUUAUUAUCGAGGAACGUACAGGUCUCCCACGGUUGGAUCUA